UGGGUGAGAUCAUUACCAGACACCAGGCUCCGGGACCUGACAUUCACCGAUCGGAAAAGCAGAGAGAGAGAGAGACACAGCGAGCGCGCGCGAGAGAAAACCCUUGAUCCGAUGCAACCGGCGAGGGAAAGCGACCUAAACCACCGUCUCCGGCCUCGGCUCUCCAGUCGCCCGCUGAAAGCGCGGUCUCGUCGCUGACAUUUUCCCGCUGGAUUUGGGCUUGUAGUCGGAUGCGGGCUUGUUUUGACUGCAGUAAUAGUCCUACUCCCCCCCUCCUCCCCUACCAACCCGAGUAGCGGAUUUGCGAGGGAUCUCAGCGCUGUGCAGCUCCCCGAGUGACCAGCGAUCCUGCACGGCACCGGAGACGCACUCUGCACCGCCGCGGCUCCUCACCACACCAGCCAAUCCGCCACAGCCUCCAAAGAUCGUAUUUCUGUGAGGAAUUGGACACAAGCGCCAAGUUUCCGAUUGGAUUUUUUUUUCCUCCUGUGCGGCUACCUUGCUUCUGUCAUCAGAUCGACUGCAAAUCCUAUUUUCGCUUUUUUCCCCCCUCUCCAAAGCACCGUUGACGCCAUUUUCCUCGGGGUUUUCUGUCAAAAAAUAUAUACAUAUAUUCUGGCACCGUUUGACAGCUCCCCGGGAGGCUGUCAUCCCAUCCGUCGCUUGUGUAAAAUGUUUCUAAAUGGAUUGUAAAUGAUCUUGAUAAAAUAUUUACACGUUAGAGCCGAGUGUGUGACAACAUUAGACAUGGACUGUCCCUGGCUUCGCUGUGUUCCUGUGGGACAAUCAACCCAACCCCAGUAGCUGAUUGACAACAACCCGACCAGCCCGACAGACUACUGUUCUUGAUCUUCCUAUUGGCUGGCUGCCACAGCUUCCCCGAUCCUGACUGGCUCUGGCGGGAGCGUGGAUGGAGCCAAGGGAUCUGGUUGGCUCGGCCCGACCCAAAGAGGCGGAGAUACAGGGAGGCAGGGUGGGGCCAAAUGAAGAGGACCAAGUAGGAGCAGGGGGCAUCGGUUUGGCGCGCAGCGAUGAUGUGAUUAAUGGCGGCAUCAGCGAAGGGGAGGGGCUAGAGGAGCAGGGGGAGGGGCUUCUGGAGGAACAGGAGUUCUCCAUCAAGGAAGCGAGUUUCCAGGAAGGAAGUCUAAAGCUGAAGAUUCAGACCACCAAGCGAACCAAGAAGCCCCCCAAGAACCUCGAGAACUACAUUUGCCCACCGGAGAUCAGGAUGACCAUCAGACCUCCAGUUGGAGAGGGCAAAGGGGGGCGGCAGGGACGGACAGGAGGUGGGGCAGGGCGAGGCCAGAAAGAUGAAGAACGAGGACCCCCCAGAAAAAGGACAUAUGAGCGUCAGUUCAGAAUGCCUGAGCAGAGAGAGGGAGGCCUGCUGCAACUACUGGGAGAUCACACUCCGCCCAAACACCAGCUUCGCAGCUCCCUCCUUCCUGCACACACACUUGCACACACACAGCAAACACAGCACACCCUCACGCAACAAUUCCAGCAUGCACACCAACACCAAAUCAAUCCGGACUGGAUCACGUCUACAGCACCUUCAGCAUCCCCGGCCAAUCCUGCAGAUUCGGAGCCAGCCAGAGAACUGGCAGGAGCCAGCAGGAGCUCUUUGCUCGAUCCAACCCAACCGUUCUCACGCACAGCGACACGAAGCCCCUCGCCUCAGAGAUCUCUGACUCCAGACCUGCAGCUGCCAGUGGUUACAGAUGCCAGUAUUCUCAACUUGACCUCUCUCAGCAGGGGGAGGGGGUUGCAAGAGGUCAGUGAGCAGCUCUUUGGGAACAUCAAGAGGAAGUACGGCAGGAAGGACUCCCAGAGGAUGCUCUGUAAUCCCCACAGUGCUGAAACACCUUGGGGAAGACAGCCAGAGAAAGAAUCGGAGAGCCCAACUAAUUCAGAGGAGAGGCAGAAGUACAGGCACGAGGAGACGGCUGAGCGGUUUCAUGAAGAAAGAGAGGAAAGGAGGAAAGAGGACAGAGAGCGAGCGACUGCUGGGAGGAGGGGAGAUGAAGAAGACAGAGGGAUGCCCAUGCUGACAGAGGAAGGGAAAGGAAGAAAGAGGAGGAGGAGGCCUUCUUUCGACGAGUCACUUUCUGUAGAGGAGCAAUUACAGCAGCGGCAGGACUCUGACGCUACAGAGAAGCACCAGCCUGGGCCCCCAGAACCCAAAGUAUCACAUAAGAUGGAGACUCACAAAAAUGAUUCUCGGCUCACGAGUCAGGCAGAUGUCAGCAGAGAGAGGAUAGAGAAAGCAGAGAGAGCAGAUAAAGGUGAUAAAAGGGAAAAGGGAGAGAGGGCAGAGAGAGGAGAGAUAGUUACAAGUGGAACUGACCCAGAGUCAACUUUGGGUGCAAACAGAAUGAAAAAGAACCCAGUGGGUCGUCCGAAAGUCAGCACAGACACCCUUAAACACAGAGAGCCUCCUCACAAUCACAUCAACAAAGCCAAUCUUCACACACACCCCAGACUCCCAAGCCCAAACCCCAGCCCCAGCCCCAGGGGCAGCAUCAGCCCCAGCCCCAGCCCUAAACCCAGGGCUAACAUGAGCCCCAGUCUCAGCCCCAGGCCCAGGGCGGCCCUGAGUCCGAGCCCCAGCCACAGCACCAGCUCCACAGCCAGCUCCAGACCAACUAAGGCCAAGGACAGAUGGUCCUACCUGAAAGCUAAAAGCCAUGCCAGCCUCACGUCACCACAGAGAGACAACCGGGGUAGCCCCUCGACCUUAGCUGACCCACCAUCAGCCUUCCCCAUCACCCCCUCCAGCCCCCUCUACACCAACACCGACAGCCUGACUGUCCACACACCCAUUAAGAGGAAACGAGGACGCCCCAAGAAACAGCCUCUCCUCACAGUGGAGACCAUCCAUGAGGGCACCUCCACCUCACCUCCAAGCCCGCUGGCACAGGAAACCUCUGUGGGGCUAAACCGUCGAAAGAAGACACACACACUCAACACAUUAGUCCAAAUGGGCUCCCCCACCACCAGCGCAAAUUCUAAUAGUCUGAAACUAAAGCGUGGCAGGGGCCCCUCCAGGCCAGUUAAUAAGAUGAAGCUUGGUAAAAUGCAAAGCAUCCUGAAUGAGAUCCUUUCAGGUUCCAAUCAGAACACGGCUCUGGCUCUGAAGUCACCUUCUGCCCCUGUUAGCUCGGCUAUGAGCGCCAUGGCGUCCACCAUCGAGGCUCGGCUGGGAAAACAAAUUAAUGUCAGCAAGAGAGGAACCAUCUACAUUGGUAAAAAGAGAGGGCGGAAACCCAGAGCAGAAGCCCAAGGCUCUAACCCUCCUAAAACCACUAGGGACAAGCCCCCUCUGUCUGUCUCCACGUCCAGUCUCUAUGAGAGCCCUGUAGUGCCUUCUGCCACCUUGUCUCCCAGCUCCAGUGCUCCAUCCAUAAGAACCAGCCACUCUGAUGCUGCUAUGCCCAGUUUGCAGCCCAUCUCAGCCCUGCCCUCCAAGCCACCGGGCAGGAGCUUCCUGUCUGGUGGAUGGAAACUGUCUCCUCCACGCCUUCUGGCCAAUUCACCUUCGCACCUGUCAGAGGGGGCGUCAGUGAAGGAGGUGACGCUGUCUCCCAUCAGCGAGUCCCACAGUGAGGAGACUAUUCCAAGUGACAGCGGGAUUGGGACGGAUAACAACAGCACCUCAGAUCAAACUGAGAAGGGCCCCGCUUCUAGACGCAGGUACUCAUUUGAUCUGUGUGGGUUUGAGGCUGCAGAGGCAGCAGCCCUGGAAGCAUCCAACAGGAGCAGCAGAGCACGCUGUGAACGGCAAGCAACCACUGUUGACAACUUCCUGUCGCAGCAGGAAAAGAAGCAGAAACAUCAUCGACGGAAGAGGAAGUGCCUACAGAGCCGGGAUCAUCUUCACUUUCUCUCUGAAUUGGAGGAGGUUGUGUUAAAGCUCCAGCAGCUACGAGUGUCUCACAGGCGAUACACCUGCUACCCCCAGCAACCCUAUCCCUCCAUUUUCCGCCUCAACUUCCAUCAUUACUACCCUGUUACCUACGACUCCUACCCCUGUGACUCCAGCUCAUACCUCCGCAGGAGUGCGGAUCUAAAGGCUAAGAGGAGACGCGGCCGUCCAGCCAAAACCAGCGAGCCAAUCACAUCGAAGCUGCCUUUUGUUCAAGGAUAUGGUUAUCCGCUGGCAGGGGGAAAUUACUAUGCAGCACCGUAUGCGAUGCCUUACGCACCUCCUCUGAGUCUCGGCUACUUUCCCCCUGCUCCCCCAUUUUAUCUACCCCACCACUCACUUGGACCUGCACCUCCAUCUCCCUUCAUGAGGCCCGCUGUCCCCCCUCCCAAGGCUUUCCACUCAAGUGGACAUUCAAAGCUCCAGCCAGGGGCCAAGCUCCGCAGCACCAGUGGGCCACUCCAGGGGCCCUCUGUAAGAGGAGAGGGCCUGGGAUCCCUGGGCAGUGGCAGUGCAGGGGGUCUCGCAGGGGUUCGCCUCCAUAAGAGGAAGCACAAGCACAAACACAAGCACAAGGACGAACCCCUCCUUUCACUGCGAGACCGGCAGGAGUUGGGUGGGCUCUUCAGCGGAGCUAAGACCAACGCUCGUCUCAGCAUGCUGAGCGACAGGAGGGACUUGGCCAGUCAGGGCUCUUCAAAGCAUUUGGAGAAGCAGAGGGGCAGCAGUAGAGGCUCAGGCCUGGGAUCCAGCUUAGGGAUGUUUGAGUCGGACCAGCUGUCCACACACUCUCUCGCUGACAGCCAGUUCCACUCCCGUCAGACUCGACAGCCAAUAAACAGCUUCAUGAGCAGCUACAGUAGCCAAUCGCAGCGGUCAGAGUCCGCUUCUGACCUCUUUCUAGGGUCACGUGAGGACGAGUGUGGAGGAAGGAGCAGGAAGACGAGGCUCACUGUGUUUGGAGAUCAGGGCUUAAUGUCAUUCCAAACUGCCCGGCAGGAGCCAGGACAGAUGAACAACUGCUCCAGUCCCUCCCUCACUGAUGUUCCCAGUAAGCGGAGGUAUAAGCGACGGGAGGUGGAGCAGAUCCAGAAGGACGUGAGGAGAAUGCAUUCUUUGAACUUUGAGCAUGUGCAGAAGAUCCUCCGUGCCAAGCGCCUGCAGCGACAAGCCAAAACAGGAAACAAUGUCAUCAAAAGACGGCCUGGGCGGCCCCGAAAACAACCCGUGGAGAAAUCGGAGUCGAAUAAUGAGAGGGAGGAAGAUCGGGCUGAUGGUCGGGGUUUGGACAUGUUGGCCGGUCGGAGAAGCGAUGGCAGGACUCUGGGGAUGCCCGUCCUGGAGAGGUGUGACGACCUGCCAGGUAGGCAGAGCCUCAGGCCAAGCUUGACCCCCGAGCCUCUGGAGUUCUCAAAUCACGAUUCCAUCUCAGCAACGAUUGAGACCGUGGUGCAUCAAGCGCGAUCUGUGCCUCCGAUGGCCAAAGGUGGGAAACGCAGAGGCAGGGCCCACAGCAGGGACGAGUUAUGGGCUCCCUCCAGUCAAUAGACCUGCAGGAGGGAGCAACUCCUGAACGGAGAGCAGUUAUCGGAGUCAGUGCUGCUUCAGAUGCAGCGUCCUUAAUUGUUGGACUCCUUUGGUGCACUUUGACUUGUUAAUGAUUGGCGAGGACUACAGAGGGUCAGUGGAGGAGCAGGAGGAGGGAACACUUUCGGUACCACCCCUCUGCUUGCUACAAGACAUGAGCCUUUCGAGGAUUCAUUGGACCUUCAUUUACAAUGGCACUAUAUGGUACUAUUUGAUACUGACUCUGAUGCUAUAAAAGUGUGUGGUACUUAUGAUAGUGUAGGAUAUUAUGUGAUUCUUUAUGUAUCUGAUACAGUGAUGUGUAUGGUACUUUAUGAUACUGUAUCUGAAUGUGGCUUUAGCCAUAUAUUUACCAGCAAGGGGAGGGGGAAUGGUUAAUAUUAAACUGUGCAGCUCUGCUUAUUUUUGCCUUUCUGAGGAAGCUUGUCAAAGACGUGGGAUAAACAGCAGUAAUUAAACCACCUUACCCUUUUACUUAUCCCUGUGUUUUGCUCCCACCCUCGUCUGUACCUUCCUUGUUUUCUUUCCGAGGAGUAACUGAUACUUGCUGGCAGCUCCUCACCCCUGGUCCCGCUCCCCACUCACCCCAGUUCUUUAACCCUCCCUGGUGCCUGCCGCUCAGCCCCAUCUCGCUUUGUCCUCUCAUCUACUCCCAGUCAUGUUUUACAUCUCCCAUUGCUUGAUCUCCCUCAACCCACCCCCGCCCCCGUCUCAUCUAUUUCUCGCUCCCUGCUCAGGCCCGACCUGAGCAGGGACAUAAAGGCAAUAUAGUGGAUGAGACUGUCCCAGACUGUACAUAGAAACAAAGUCCACUGUUGCCUGCCUUGUACAAUGAGAAACCAGCUCAUAGACGCGUACUGGCAUACAGUAUAUCAAAUUGUUGUACCAUAGACAAUGAAAGUUGUGUAUUGUUUUAUAACCAAAAACAGACAUGGGUGCGACUCAAGACAAGUUUGUUUUCAGACCGAAAGAACCACAUAUAUUCAUUCAUACACUCAUUGUUGUGUUUAUAUCCGGGGGCAUUGCAUACAGGAGGAAUAUCAGGUGUGUUUUUGGUAAACCUUAAAACUGGUUUAUUGCACUAUGGGAAAAAAACAUACACUUGCAUCAAUCAAAUGCAGCACUUACAUGCUUGUUCCAGCCUUAUGUUUUGGCCUUCGAUGGUUUGGAUAUCCAUUCCAGAGAGCAUGCAUUAUUUUAAUCAAUUUGUAUAUGCAGGCUGCGCAGCCAAAAGCGUUGAACCGAAGCCCGAGUCUGAAUCGUGAUUGGACAGUUCAGCUGAAGAGGGCUCACAGUCAGUGUUUUGAAAAGUUAAUCCCAGUCUUUCUACUUAACAUGAUUUUAAUCCAUAUCCUU
Plectropomus leopardus (leopard coralgrouper) is the source of this 6868-nucleotide messenger RNA. It is a transcript of the gene setbp1, whose product is annotated as SET binding protein 1. Gene Ontology annotation, molecular function: DNA binding; histone H3K4 methyltransferase activity. NCBI's taxonomy places the organism in Eukaryota, Metazoa, Chordata, Actinopteri, Perciformes, Serranidae. Gene Ontology annotation, cellular component: nucleoplasm. The record is from RefSeq and is a predicted model, not a curated record. Gene Ontology annotation, biological process: regulation of DNA-templated transcription.